Molecule: messenger RNA, 2553 nt
Organism: Oldenlandia corymbosa var. corymbosa
Lineage: Eukaryota; Viridiplantae; Streptophyta; Magnoliopsida; Gentianales; Rubiaceae
Source: the annotation of a GenBank genome assembly
CAAAAGGAAAGGACAAAUUAUGCGACAAUAAAAGUCACAGUAAGAGGCUCAUGCAUGGCCAGGCGUCUCUCCUCUUCUGAAUAUGUAUAAUUCAACUGGAUGCCUUCCUUUUGGAAUUUUACAUCUCUUCUUCUUCUCAUACUUUUCUUGAUGAUUCCCCACACAAUAACCAACCAUUAAAAAGACCACCCAAUCAAUACUAAUCCCUUUUAUAUUCUCCAAAAACCUCGCCAUUAUUUUAUCUAUAAUUAUCCCUUAUCAAGGCCAGUAUUCUAUAUGCUUCUCUUUGUACAUUAAUUCUUGAUUUUCAACAUGGUGAGAGUGGAAACAAUACCAGCUUAUUGGAGAAAUUUUGCGGGGUUUUUUCUUCUUUUUCUGGUGGGAUUUUUGCAAAGGACAUGGGCAGAUGAUAGGCUACUGGAUUCGUCAAAGUUGAGAAUGUUCGUGGAUGAACUUCCAGAUAUGCCCAGAAUUCAUGGGUAUGAAGUUGUCAAUGGUGUUUACAAACCUAAAUUGCUCAAGAUUGGCAUGUUUCAUAAGAAAUGGAAAUUCCACAGAGAUAUUCCAGCAACUCCAGUAUUCGCAUAUGGCACAUCAAAACAAACAGCCACAGUCCCCGGACCGACAAUCGAGGCCCUUCACGGGGUAAGCACCUACGUGACGUGGCUUAAUCACCUCCCUCCAAACCACAUCCUUCCUUGGGACCCUACCAUCCCCAUUGCCUCGCCGCCGAGCAAGACCGGCAUCCCGACGGUUGUGCACCUCCAUGGCGGCAUAGACGAGCCGGAGAGCGACGGUCACUCGGAGUCGUGGUUCACUAGGAAUUUCAGACAGCGUGGGCCCACAUGGACCAAGAAGAAGUACCGUUACCACAAUGUUCAACACCCUGGGACCCUUUGGUACCAUGAUCAUGCUAUGGGUUUGACCAGGGUCAACCUCCUAGCUGGCCUUGUUGGUGCCUACGUCAUAAGACAACCCAAUGUGGAGCUGCCACUUGAACUGCCUUACGACGACGAGUUUGACCGCCCCUUGGUCGUGUUUGAUCGUAGCUUCCGUUAUGAUGGUUCGAUUUAUAUGAACUCCACCGGGAAUAAUCCCGGAAUACACCCGCAAUGGCAGCCGGAGUACUUUGGCGACACAAUCGUGGUCAACGGUAAAGCGUGGCCUUACAAGGUCGUAAGGCGAAGGAAGUAUCGAUUCAGGAUCAUCAAUGCAAGUAACGCUCGGUUUUUCAAAUUCUACUUCACCAACAAUUUGACGUUUAUCCACGUGGCAUCCGACUCGGCUUACCACGAACGCCCCGUCAUCCUCAAAGAAUUCUUGUUGGCUCCAUCUGAGAUCGCUGACGUGGUGGUUGACUUUUCAAAGUCACAAUCUGAUUCGGCUAUCCUAGCUAACGAUGCACCCUAUCCUUACCCUUCGGGUGAUCCGGUGAACGAAGAAAACGGUAUGGUCAUGAAAUUCAUCAUAAGCAAACACGAAGAAAACGAUGAUUCGAAGAUCCCGAAAGAGUUGAUCAGGUAUCCAAGUCCCGGCGAAUACCACGUGGCGAAAACGAGACACAUUGCCAUGUACGAGUACACAAGUGACAUUGACGAGCCUACACAUUUGUAUAUCAACGGAAAGCCAUACGAAGCUCCGGUGACCGAGAUCCCGAAAGUCGGAACCAGCGAGGUAUGGUACGUGAUUAAUCUAACGGAGGACAAUCAUCCAUUGCAUAUUCAUCUGGGUCUUUUUAAAGUAUUGGAUCAGACGGAGUUGGUCAAUGAAGAUGAGUUUAAAGACUGCAUGUUGAAGCAUAAUGACGCAGUCAAAUGCCAAGUCGAGAAGUACGCACGUGGAGAAAAAGUAGAGGUGCCAGCUCACGAGAAAGGGUGGAAGAAUGUGUAUAAGAUGAUGCCGGGAUAUGUUACGAAGAUAUUAGUGAGAUUUUCGUUCAUUCACUCCAAUCAAUCCUAUCCCUUUGAUGCAACUGCAGAGCCUGGCUAUGUGUUUCAUUGCCAUGUAAGUUAUUACUACCUUUUUUUUCAUUUCCUAGUACUUGCUUUCGUAUGUAUAUGUAUGCUCCUACAAUAUCUCGCAUUUACUUUAGAAGUGUUACAUUUAAUGUCUGGAAACUCUGCUUUUGGUUUGGUAGAUUUUGGAUCAUGAAGACAAUGUGAUGAUGAGGCCCUUGAAGUUCCAUAAGUGACAAGUUUCAAGAGGUACAUUUGCUGUUGAUUAAAAUGCUGUUGAAACCAGCAAAUGCAGACACAUUAAUCCUUUCGGUGGUGUGUUCAGCGGUCGAUAUGGGCUGGCUUUUUGGUUAUUGCUGUAUUUUCAUAUAUCAUUCUUGUAUUGUUACUGUAUAGACUAUAGUUAGGCCAGAGAAUUCUGCGAAAAAGUAAUACCACAAAAUAUCGAGGUAAUUUAUUGAGUGUUAGCCAAAAAAAUAUUACUCUCAUCUUCACACUAAAAGAAUAUCUCCCAUGAACUAUGAGAUACUCCCUCCUUAAUAUAAAGUAUUUUGAUUUGUCAUGAAUUUCACAUAGUAUGUAUUUUGAAUUGGAGAGA